Molecule: messenger RNA, 965 nt
Organism: Diospyros lotus (date-plum)
Lineage: Eukaryota; Viridiplantae; Streptophyta; Magnoliopsida; Ericales; Ebenaceae
Product: classical arabinogalactan protein 7-like
Exons: 1
Coding region: 170-604 (144 amino acids)
Source: RefSeq, a predicted model, not a curated record
AUAUAUGUAUAGUAAAGGGGUAGAGGAAUCUCUCUACAUGAUUGAUUAAUCUCUCUCUUUUGGGUUUUCUAAGCUCGCUUUCUUCUUUAUAUAGCCGCUUUACAGUCUCUCUUUCUACCAAAGGCUUCCUGUUUUCUCUGUUUCUUCACUCUAGAAAGCAACCGUGAAGAUGGCUUCCUCCGGCUUCCAAAUCCUUUUCCUGCUUUCUCUCUUCGCCGCCUCGUGCUUAGCCCAGUCGCCGGCGCCUUCUCCGACGGUUUCCCCCACCGCCACCCCUACUCCGUCACCGACUCCCUCGAAGACGCCCGUUCCUGCGCCUGCUCCGGCCACUCCUUCGCCGUCCCCAACCCCAUCGCCAACUCCAUCUCCAACUCCGGUCGCAACCCCAACGCCGUCACCCUCCCCCGCCUCGAGCCCCUCCAAGACGCCAUCCCCAACUCCUAGCGCCCCCACGCCGCUGGCUCCGACCUCCCCCGGCGGCGCCCCGACCGAGCAGCCCUCCGCGGACAACACCCCCCCCGGUAACGGCGCCUUCGGCGCGAGCAAGUACGCCGUUGCUGGCGCUGCACUGACAGCAGCUUUCAUCGCCGCGGCGUUGAUGUAAAGCGGACUGAUCUGUUAGUACACGUGGCGGGUCGUGGGGUGUAGAUCUAUGCUUUGUAUGGACGGAGGAGAUUUGUUUUGUUCUUUGUUCUUGGUUCUCUCGGCGUAGUUUCUUUACUUUACUUUAUUUCUUUCUUUCUUUCUCUAUGCACAUUUUGGGUUUCGUUUCCGAUUUUAAUUUGCUCUGAAUCCAUUGAUGUACUUUGCUUAAUUUUAUUGAGAUGAUCUGCAGCAUCAGGGUGAUUUGUAUUGGUGUUGAUUAUUAUUUUAGUGGUGCUGGGCUCUAGCGUUGACACGUGGAUAUUCGGUGGAGUCCUAUUGUACAUUCAAUAAAUGAAUAAAAAUUUGUUCCUAUUCUUUUA